Molecule: messenger RNA, 2459 nt
Organism: Triplophysa rosa
Lineage: Eukaryota; Metazoa; Chordata; Actinopteri; Cypriniformes; Nemacheilidae
Gene: plppr2b
Product: phospholipid phosphatase related 2b
Exons: 8
Coding region: 179-1186 (335 amino acids)
Biological process (GO): phospholipid metabolic process; phospholipid dephosphorylation; signal transduction
Molecular function (GO): phosphatidate phosphatase activity
Source: RefSeq, a predicted model, not a curated record
AAGUGUGGUAGUAUGCUUUUGCCGAAGAGACAGCCUGUUUCACGCAGACUGCUGAUUUAGGCAGGCGGCUGCCGGUUCAUUUGUUCACAUCUAGCCGAAAUGGCUGUAAUAUAGCACCUUCACUUCCAUCACACCUACAGUACAGCCAAUAGAGCUGUCUCGCUGAUAUACUGCAGAGAUGGACAGAAUGAGAAUUGUGGUGAGGGGAGGAAUCAAGGAGAGCAAAUAUAUUGUGCCAUGUUUUCUCCUCGUGGAGCUGGUGAUCAUGGCCGGAACGGUUCUCCUGGCGUACUACUUUGAGUAUACGGACACGUUCCCUGUGCACAUUCAAGGCUUCUUCUGCUUUGAUAAAGCCUUCUCCAAGCCGCAUCCAGGACCUGAAGAUGACAGCAAAGCUCCACCUGUGCUGGUGUAUUCACUGGUCACUGCCAUCCCCACCGUUACCAUACUGCUGGGGGAGCUGACAUCUUUCUUCACUAAACCAGAGGCCACGCAAGAGAAGACAAUUGUUACGGCCGACUGCUGCUAUUUCAACCCGUUGCUAAGGCGAAUCGUCCGUUUUCUGGGCGUGUACUCCUUUGGUCUCUUCACCACCACCAUCUUUGCGAACGCAGGACAGGUAGUGACGGGAAACCAGACGCCUCACUUCCUGUCCACGUGCCGACCAAACUACACGGCACUGGGAUGUCAUUCGCCGCUGCAGUACAUUACGGAGCGGCGGGCGUGCACGGGUAACCCUUACCUCAUCGUCACCGCGCGCAAAUCCUUCCCCUCGAAGGAAGCAGCGCUGAGCAUGUACUCGGCCGUCUACACGGUGAUGUAUGUAACACUGGUGUGGCGGACGAAAGGCACAAGGCUGACCAAACCCACUCUGUGUCUGACUCUCGUCUCAUUGGCCGUUCUGGUGGGCAUUGUGCGUGUAGCUGAGUACCGCAAUCACUGGUCUGAUGUUCUGGCUGGAUAUCUCACCGGCGGGGCCAUUGCUGCUUUUCUGGUCACGUGUGUGAUCAAUAACUUCCAGCAGACACAGCCUCCGCUGCCAGCCAUGCCUCCGCCCGUUCAGUCCCCGCGUCCAGAACCCACGCUCAACAUGCCCGUGGUCGCCAUGCCCUGCGUAGAAAGUCCACUCGAAAAGUUAAGUGGCUCUCAGCAGGUUCCAGGGGUUUUGUACACAGGCAUCACAUGACCAUCAGCCAUACCUGGCCCCCGCCCCUCCCGAUGUGCUCAUCCACUCACGUCGCUCCAUCUCCAGCGCAGUCUAGACAUGCCUUCCGAAUAUUCCACCUGUGCCCGCCCUAGACCCUCUCUCACAAGAUCAUACUCGACUCAGGUCUAGAGCUUCCUCCCAUACUCACAUCUACUGCCCCCUACUGGAUGACAAUGACAGCAAUAUGGGUUCAUUGUGUCACUCUGGAUUUGUCAUGGAUUAGUGCAUCGGAAUCCUCUUGUUUCUCUCUUUUUGCCAUUUUUGGAAUCAUUUUAUCAAAUGAAACCUGGUAAAAGUCUUUCGCCUAUGAACACUUGCUUUUGUCCAUUACAAAACUGCAUCUCUUUAUUUAACAGCCAUACUGAAACUGAAUAUCAACUGUGAAAUGUAAAACAAUUCACUGACUUACAAUGGUAAAAGAAGGAAAAAUAUUAUACGUCUAUUUUUGAAAUGUUGAGAUAUUGGAAGAAUGUAGCAAACUACUAAAUGUAUUUGAAAGGGAUUAAGUGGAUUGUUUUAUAGUUUAGCACUAUUUUUAUGGAAACAGGUACUGUAUAUGAUAAAGAUAUUAGAUUAUAACAAAAUUCAAAACUAUAGAUACAGUAUACAGAGGGCAUUCAAAACUAUAACACAUUUAAGAGAAACCAUAAAGAAAUCAAACACCAGAUUUAAGAAUUUAAAAAUGUUACAUAUGUACAUGAUGUAGCAAAUGUUUUAUAUUUUGCGUUGUAUAAAAUGUGAAUGUUUUCCCUUUCAUUUUAUAUAAUAGCUCAAUUAUUAUUUACAUAUCCUAAUAGUUCAUUGACACAAUUCAGAAUUGUGAAUCUGUAUCACCAGCCAAACUCCAACCUGACCAACUGACCUUGUCUCACCGUAAGAUAUCAUUUUGUAAAUAGAUUUUUUCACAUUGACAAAAAUGAUGUUAUUAUUACCUGUACAUAACUUCAUUCUGUACAACUUACCUGUCACGUUUUCGUUGUCUUAACACGUUGUGCGAGUUAUUAUGAGAGAUUGUAAAACUGAGGGAAAUAUUCGGACAUCUUGUCUAUUGAUGUUAUUGGCUAUUUUGUAAGCCGGUAUUUUUUACAGUCUGUUCACUGAAGGACGCGAGUCUAAGCCUCUGUAUGUAACAUGGUGCUUGGAUGUGACUGUUCAGGUUUAUCUCAAUUGUCGUUUUGUAAAAAGAAAUGUUCAAUAUGGGGGAAAAAUGAUUCUUGAUCAAACGAAUGAACUGAUUAAUUAAACAUUUAAU